UAAUUCCCACUUGAUCCUGCAUGCAAUUUUGAAUAAUGAUCGUCCAAAUAUCAGGCGCAAUGAAUGUAAACCGUACGUAAAGAUUCACUACGGAAACAUAUCGAUCAGAUCGAAUUUGAUUCUCAGAUCACUCCACUUUUAACAUUCCAAACCCUAAUUCUUCAUCUCUGCAGGUAAAUUUCUCCGUUUCAAUCCAGAUAUUCAUCAAUUUAGCCACUCUCAAUCUCAUACAUUCAUGUCAAAACCUAGAAAAUUAUCGUUCGCUACCGAUUUCCGUCUCAUCAGUAUAACUGGAGAUGGAAGAUGCAUGUUUCGAUCUGUCGUUCAUGGUGCUUGUUUGCGAGCAGGAAAGCCAGUUCCGAAGGAGAAUGUUACUCGGGAGCUUGCUGAUGAUCUUAGAACCAAGGUUGUGAAGGAGUUGAUCAAGAGACGGACUGAAACUGAAUGGUUUCUUGAAGGUGAUUUUGAGACUUAUGUCUCGCAUAUGAAACGGUCACAUGUAUGGGGCGGAGAACCAGAACUGCUUAUGGCAGCACAUGUCCUUAAGGUGCCUAUAACAGUUUACAUGCGGGAUAAAAGGACAAAUUCUAUUAAAAUUAUUGCGGAAUAUGGACAGGAAUACGGGAAGGAGAACCCAGUCAGUGUUCUUUAUCAUGAUUAUGGACACUAUGAUCUCUUGAAGAGUCCGUAAGCCGAAAGUCACAACUAAGUUUUCAGGUAAAAGAUAAAGCAAGCUUUGCUUGAAAAUCUGGAUGAGCGUUUAGAGUCUAACAAGAUAUCUGACAAAAGGUACGACCAUUUCUGGCCUUAAUGCAUACUUAAUCUAUGGCAGGAUCAUCCCCCUUCAAGUUAUUGGUAUGUAUGUAAUAUUUGUCACACUAAUAUAUUUUCCAAUUAUUUCUAAUAUGUAUUUUUCUAAUUAUUCAUUACCAUUGAAGUUAUUGGUAUGAUUGUUGUAUUUGUCACACUAAUAUAUUUUCCAAUUAUUUCAAAUAUGUAUUUUUACAA
This is a messenger RNA of Helianthus annuus (common sunflower), 1008 nucleotides long. RefSeq names its product OVARIAN TUMOR DOMAIN-containing deubiquitinating enzyme 4. The record is from RefSeq and is a predicted model, not a curated record. The coding region runs from base 236 to 691 and encodes 151 amino acids. Gene Ontology annotation, biological process: endoplasmic reticulum unfolded protein response; protein deubiquitination. The transcript has 6 exons. NCBI's taxonomy places the organism in Eukaryota, Viridiplantae, Streptophyta, Magnoliopsida, Asterales, Asteraceae. Gene Ontology annotation, molecular function: cysteine-type deubiquitinase activity. Gene Ontology annotation, cellular component: cytosol; nucleus.